AUAAAAGCGAUGGCAUGGCAACACUGUCAACUCCAUGUCUGAGUUUAGCAAAGUGAAAUCGGCGAAAAAAAAUCAUUGUUCAUUGCUCACACGAAAAUACAGUAACUUAUAGUUAAGAAGAUUAUUUUCAUAAAAAGCGAAACCAGAAAAGUCUUUAAAACAUACAACUCAUUUAAAUUUCAACUUUAAACUGAAUAUAUAAGCGAAACCUUAUCAACUGCCCCAAAUGUCCGCAAAUACAGCAUCCACAUCGAAUCCGACGAGAUCGUCUAACUCAACGACGAUGACUUCGCAUAUCUUAAACGCAGCUAGCACCAGUAUGCCCAGCAGACCGGCGGUACGUGCAUUAGCGCUUGAAUACAAGUCACUGCAAGAAGAGCCGGUAGAAGGUUUCCGUGUAAAAUUGCUUAAUGAAGAUAAUCUCUUUGAAUGGGAGGUGGCAAUAUUUGGACCGCCGGAUACACUUUAUCAGGGAGGAUAUUUCAAAGCGCACAUGAAAUUUCCACAAGAUUACCCGUAUUCACCGCCAUCUAUACGCUUCCUGACAAAAGUUUGGCAUCCAAAUGUGUAUGAAAAUGGUGAUCUCUGUAUUUCCAUAUUACAUCCUCCGGUAGAUGAUCCACAAAGUGGAGAACUCCCUUGUGAACGAUGGAAUCCAACACAAAAUGUGCGCACCAUAUUGCUAUCGGUUAUAUCGCUGCUAAAUGAGCCGAACACAUACUCGCCAGCUAAUGUUGAUGCAUCGGUUAUGUACCGGAGGUGGCGUGAUUCGCAGGGAAAGGAUAACGAAUACCCAAGCAUUAUACGAAAACAAGCACAGGCUGCUAAUGCGGAUGCUAUAAGAGAAGGCAUUGUCGUGCCGAUGACACUUGAGGAUUACUGCCUUAAGCCGGCACGUAAAACAUCUACAGAACCGACGCUAGACACAAAUUUCUUUGACGAUGAUUAUGAUUUGGAAACUGAAGACGAUCUACCAACCGACGAUGAUGAUGAAGACGAUGACUAUGACCUUGAUGAAGACAACACAAAUACGAAACGUAAAGAUAAUGGCACCGCGGAUGAAUCUGCUGAUGACAGUGGUAAAGGUGAGACAUCGUAAUCUCACAUUCAAAUGAAUAAUGUUUUAUUUUUUUGCUUCGGAGUGUAAAAUCAAGGUAGAAAAGGCAAAAGAUAAAAUUGUGUGAGAUUUUUUUUUUAAAGAAAGGUCGCAAGAAAUUUUUAUGCAGCGCAUAUGUGGCAACAAAAUUCAGGAAUAAUUUAGCACUUAUGUAGUGUAUAUAUUUAUAAUAAAACAAGAAACAACAAAUGAAAAAAAAAAGAA
Bactrocera dorsalis (oriental fruit fly) is the source of this 1321-nucleotide messenger RNA. RefSeq names its product ubiquitin-conjugating enzyme E2 R2. NCBI's taxonomy places the organism in Eukaryota, Metazoa, Arthropoda, Insecta, Diptera, Tephritidae. The coding region runs from base 227 to 1099 and encodes 290 amino acids. Gene Ontology annotation, molecular function: ubiquitin conjugating enzyme activity. The record is from RefSeq and is a predicted model, not a curated record. Gene Ontology annotation, biological process: ubiquitin-dependent protein catabolic process; protein polyubiquitination. The transcript has 3 exons.